GGGCCUCGGCAGAACUGCGACGCUCGCCGACAUCCCCUCCCACCUCUUCUCUACGCCGGGUUCUCUGCCGUCUGUCGCCCUCAUCCGAGAUGCUGUUCGAGUCCGUCGUCGCUCUGGCGCUCGCGCUCAGCGCGUCCGCAAAGCCGGUGCCGAGCCCCAUCGACGUCAUCAAGCGCGACCACGUCGCCGGCAUCGUCAUCAACAAGUGCGCGAAGCCCGGCGUCCUGACCCUGGCCUACGACGACGGGCCCUAUCAGUACACCUCUUCGCUGGUCGACACCCUCAACAACGCCGGCGUCAAGGGCACCUUCUUCUUAACCGGCACCCUAUACGGCUGCAUCUACAACCAGCGAGCCGCCGUCAAGAAGGCGUACGACUCGGGACACCAGAUCGCGUCGCAUACCUGGACGCACCCGCACGUGGGCAGCCUGGGGGCGGCGCAGAUCCGGAGCGAGAUGGAGCGGGUGGAGCAGGCGUUCGUGAACAUCUUCGGGCGGAAGCCGCAGUACGUGCGGCCGCCGUACCUGGAGACGGGCGGGCAGUUCCUGGGCGUGAUGCGCGAGCUGAACUACACCGUCGUCACCAACGACGUCGACGCCGGCGACUGGAACAACCAGUCCCCCCAGCAGAGCCAGCAGCGCUUCCAGCAGGCCGGCGCCGCCGGCGACGGCCACAUCCCCCUCAUGCACGAGACCUACCAGGGCACCGUCACCACCCUCACCAGCUGGCUCAUCGCCUGGGCCCGCUCCAACAACCUCCAGAUCGUCACCGUCGCCGAAUGCCUCAACGACGCCGAGGGCGCUUACAAGCCCGGAACCUUCGAGGGGAACGGGCAGACGACCUGCUGAAGGAGAGCGCGCCGGGGUGGUGAUUUGAGGGAUAGCGUCGAGUUGCUAGUCGUGCCGAAUUAGGCUAAAUGAACCCUCAACGCACCUACGCGUCGUGAUACUGCGGGCGAAUCUGCGUGUAAAGCCCCGAAGCGAGUCCCGAGUUAUUUCUGCAGCGGCGUGUCUGAUCCGUCGAGACACAAUCCCAAGAACUACAAGUCGCGGCUCCUAUA
Molecule: messenger RNA, 1060 nt
Organism: Durotheca rogersii
Lineage: Eukaryota; Fungi; Ascomycota; Sordariomycetes; Xylariales; Xylariaceae
Product: carbohydrate esterase family 4 protein
Exons: 4
Coding region: 90-848 (252 amino acids)
Biological process (GO): carbohydrate metabolic process
Molecular function (GO): hydrolase activity, acting on carbon-nitrogen (but not peptide) bonds
Source: RefSeq, a predicted model, not a curated record